GGCACUUUGAUAUCUUAACAUAUCAUUUUUAAAAUGGCGCCAACAAAGCAUGUUCGAUGUAUUGAAGCUCUUAAGCAUUUGGAAAUGCUAAAACAACUUUAUAAAGAGGAGGAAAAAAGAAAAAAAGCCGCGGUUUUGGGUGAACCCAUUUUUAAUGCAGAGGGAACUUCACGACUUGGAAGCAAACCUUUUAAAAAACAUUUUAUGGGAAGAUGGUACCGACUUCAACAACUUUUGCAGGAUGUCCAUUGACCAAUUCAAUGAGGUUCAUUCACUGGUGGAUACUAAAAUUAAAAAAAGUGAUACAAGGAUGAGAUGUGCCAUUACAACAAGAGUUCGCCUAGCUAUAACUUUGCGCUACUUAGCGACUGGCGAUUCGUUUCGUUCUUUGGAAUUUCUAUCACACAUAUCACGAAAAACAAUAAGCAAAUUUUUGCCAGAAGUUUUGGAAGCAUUGACUGAAGCACUUCAGGAGGAAUAUUUAAAGACACCUACAACAGAAAAAGAGUGGUUGGAUGUUGCAAAUAAUUUUGAAUCUCUUUGGCAGUUCCCGCACACUUUAGGAGCAAUUGACGGAAAGCACAUUCGGUUAAAAGCGCCUCCAAAUUCAGGUUCCGACUAUUUCAACUAUAAAGGCUAUUUUAGCGUGGUUUUGCUUGCUGUUGUCGAUGCUCACAGUCGUUUUAUUUAUGUGGAUAUUGGGGCAAACGGCAGGGCAUCUGAUGUUAUGGUGUAUAAAAACUGUUCUUUAUAUAAUGCGUUGUUAAAUAACCAGUUAAAUUUACCUACUGAUAAUCCUUUAUGUGGCCAAGUUUGCAAAACACCCUAUUAUUUUAUCGGCGAUGACAUUUUUGGGUUAAGUCGGCACUUGAUGAAAGCCUAUAACCGAAGUUCAAACCUUACCACGUCGCAGGAGGCGUAUAAUUAUAGACUAAGCAGAGCACGAAUGACUGUGGAAAUGGCUUUUGGCAGGCUGGCUGCGCGUUUUCGUAUCUUUCACAGGCCAAUAGAAGUUUCUUUAGAAACAUGUGAUGCUCUUAUAAAAGUUUGCUGCGUUUUACACAAUUACCUGACACGAAAACUGAUUCAGCCUCCGAGUCCUCAGGAUGAUUGCUCUGCUCAAAGCCUUCCACAGACAAUUUCCAGUUUACCAGUACAAGAACAUGACACAUACAAAUACUCCUGCAAAAUUCGAGAUAACAUAUGCAAAUAUUGUGUAACCGACGGGGAUGUUUCAUAUCAGUGGAUAAAAAUAAAAAAACAAGUCGCAAAGUAAAAAGUAAAAAUUGCUUGUUCAGAAAGUAAAAACGUUAUUUUAAAUUUCAUAUUAGGAAAGUGGUUUCCGGUAUUGGUACUGGUAUUUUUAGAUCAGAAUUUUUUAGAAAUAUUUCGGGUAUGCAGUUUUGUAGCCCAUUAUAAUAAAGUACAAGUUUCAAUAAGCAAAAAUUAUGCGUUCAAUAUAUCGCAUGAACAAAAGCAAUUUUUAUAUGGAAGAAAAUGCUAAUAUUUCUAAAAAAUUCUGAUCUAAAAAUACGAGUACCAAUACCGGAAACCACUUUCCUAAUAUGAAAUUAAAAAUAACGUUUUUACCUUCUGAACAAAUAAUUUUUAGGCAAAAAACAAAACCGACUUAAAUUCUCAUUCAAAAAUUUAAUAGUACCGUUAAUUUCUUCAUGACCGCUAUAUACCAUCGCACCAAAAUUAGAGAUAUUCUUGUUGGUCUUUCCUAUUAACAACACAGAAAAAAACAUUUAACCACAAUAAGCAAUCACAUCGCCUUCAAAAUCUCAAUCUAAUAGGUUUGUUUUAAAUUUUUUUAAACAUUUUAUUUUCAUACAAAUUCAUCAAAAAGUAACGAUAAAUAAAAACUUAACUUUAACGAAUAGAAAAGUGAAUUGUAAGUGGAUGUGUUAAAUGUAAUGCAAAUAUGUAUGCAUAUAUUAACUAAAAUAAAGUUUUCUUAAAUGCUAUUUUAUAAUUACACUGGGUGACAGUGUAAAUUAACAUGGAUCGUAACAUACACCCCCGACAAACGAUAGCACAUCAUUUAUAAUUUUUGUACAAAGUCUGAAAAUUAGAUUUAAAUGGUAUUUGUUAGAUAAAGAGCUAUACUUUUAUAGAAAAAUAAUGAACCUUAAAUAAUCAAAAGAAAAGUAGUCAAAACGUGUAAAAAUGGUGAUGUGCUAUAUUUUGUCGCGGGGUGUAGGAUCUACUCAAGUAAUAAACAACUGUAACAUGUGAAAAAUACAUAUAUGUAUAUAUAGCAUGUAUAGUCAUGUGAAAAAUAAUAGGGACAGGGCCUUUUGGACCAGUUUUGGCUAUUUUUCUUUUGAUUGUUCAAUGUAACAUAAUUGAUUAUCAAACAAACACCAUAUAAAUCCAAAUUUCAAACUUUAGAGGA
Molecule: messenger RNA, 2401 nt
Organism: Rhagoletis pomonella (apple maggot)
Lineage: Eukaryota; Metazoa; Arthropoda; Insecta; Diptera; Tephritidae
Exons: 3
Coding region: 155-1276 (373 amino acids)
Source: RefSeq, a predicted model, not a curated record